Messenger RNA from Vespula vulgaris, 7235 nucleotides. Its product is annotated as fibroblast growth factor receptor homolog 1-like. Gene Ontology annotation, biological process: positive regulation of kinase activity; fibroblast growth factor receptor signaling pathway; positive regulation of cell population proliferation. Gene Ontology annotation, molecular function: ATP binding; fibroblast growth factor receptor activity. Gene Ontology annotation, cellular component: signaling receptor complex; membrane. The coding region runs from base 3332 to 5623 and encodes 763 amino acids. Lineage: Eukaryota; Metazoa; Arthropoda; Insecta; Hymenoptera; Vespidae. The transcript has 12 exons. The record is from RefSeq and is a predicted model, not a curated record.
GACGACUACUACGACGACUCUGGCACUUCGCCCCGAGCUUUCCUCGCGCAUCCGAGUGGCUCGCGCGCGCUGUUCCACAGCGCCGGUAAACGCGCGUCAGUGUUCACCGAGUAAUACAGAGAGACAGACAGAGAGAGAGAGAGAGAGAAAGAGAGAGAAAGAGAGAUACAUAGAGAUAGAUAGAUAGAUAGACAGAUAGAUAGAUAAAUAGACAGAGAGAAAGAAAGAUAGAUCGAACGAUCGAACUGAUCGUUGAAUCGAUCGAACGAGAUAAAGUUAAAUUGAGAGUAACAAGAGUUAGAAGUGUAACCGUGCGCGCAUCGAACAAUUGAAAAUAGAUAAUAAAUAGAAAAGACACUGAAAGAAAAGAAGAAAAUCAAAUUUUCGAGAGCGAUCUCUCGAAUGGAGGAUUAUCGUUAAUUCUUUUUCUUUUUGGUUGUUUUGUUCUGUUUUUCGUUCUUCGAGACGGGGGAUCUUUCUUUCUUUCUUUCUUUUCUUUUCUUUUUUUCUUUUGGAUCUUUUUUCUUUCCUUUUUCGUUACGUUUCAUUUCUUUCCCUUCAAUUUCAAUUUAUUCGUAAUACGGUUUGAUAAUUGAAGAAGGUUCGUUCGAACGGGAGUUAGUACUCGGUAAUGUGUAACGCGUUCGCGUUUAUUAUGUGAGUGAUUAUAAAAUACAUAUAUGUAGUUACAUAUAUAUAUACAUAUAUAUACAGACACACACAUAUAUAUACGUAUAUCGGAGUCGUGCGAUCGAUCGAGAAACGUUCGACGAUUUACACGAGGACAACGACGACGACAACAACGACGACCACGACGACGACCACGAAGAACAAGAAAAAGAAGAAGAAGAAGAAGAAGAAGAAAAGAAAAAAGAACAAGUAGAAGAAGAAGAAGAAGAAGAAGAAGUAGAAGAAGAAGAAGAAGAAGAAGAAGAAGAAGAAGAGGGAUAAUGGGAGAAGGAAAGGAUUUAUAACGACGCUACCGUCGGGGCCUGAAAUAACAGGAGAGAAAUGCACGUAGAGUGAAUCAGCUUCCUCUAAGCGAAUUUCCUAAUAGAUACAAGAAGCAAUAAGAAAAAGAAAAAGAAAGAAAGAAAGAAAGAAACAGAGAAAGAUAGAGAAAGAGAAAGAGAGGAGUAACCCGCAGUUACACCCUUACGUACGCUCUUAUCCCAGUUCCUUCGGACUUUUAAGAACGACAGUGUCUUCUCUCUCUCUCUCUCUUUUACUUUCGAGUGCGCUCCUCGAGAGCUUUGAGAAAAAGCAGAAGCGAGCGCGCGCGCUCGCGCGCGCAUUUACUCGCGAGCGCGCCGCCUUAUUCUCGCAAAGAGGAGAAGAAGCAGACCAUCUCUUCUUACGUGGAAAAAGGAGGUAGUAUAACGAAGAAGAAGAAGAAGAAGAAGAAGAAGAGAAGGAGGUGAAGGUGGAGGUGUUGUUGGUGAAGGUGAAGAAAAAGGAGGAGGAGGAGGAAGAAGAAGAAAGAAGAAAGAAGAAGAAAAACAGGAAAACACAAAAUAGAAAAAGAAGAGAAAAGAUAAAGGGAGGAUCGCCACGCCACGGUGUGGAACAAGACUCAUGCCUCGUUCGUAGCAUCGAUAUCGUUGAUAAGAAGGUGACGAGGAGAACGCGCAAAAGGAACGUAAAAGAACGGAACCGAACGGAACGGAACAGAACAAAACUGAACGGAACGUGACCAAAACGAAACGGAAGAAAUGGCAACACGAAAUUUCUUCAUUCUAGGAAUUCUCUUGGGGAUCUUGGAAAUCGUCUACGUUCGCGGACGGCUGAUUCGAUUAGUCAAUUCGUAAACAGAAACGAGAACGUUUUCGACGAAAGAGAAUAAGAGAAAGAGAAGAAGAAAAAGAGAAGAAGAAAAAGAGAGAAAUAGAAAGAGAAAGAGAGAGAGAGAGAAAGAGAGACGCAACAUCAUGAAACUCUCGAAACGUUUAUCGCUAUUCCGGGCGCACUUGGCUCACUCGGACGCAGAUGGCCGAGCUACGUCAUUCCCCGUUGAAUCGAGUCUAUUCGCCGGGAGGAUAGGUCGUAUACGUCUUUCUUGCCUAAACCCCAGACGCAACCCAACCCAACCCAACCCAAGCUACCCUCCUCUCCCCAUGUCUCCACCCAUUCCACCCAUUCCUCCCAAUCCUCCCAAUCCUCCCAAUCCUCCCAAUCCCCCCAUCCCCUAUCCCCCAUUCCCCCAUCCGACGUUCUCCCUCCACCAUCAUCGUGUGUCCUAACCCUCAGCCAACCUACUCAACCAACCCAAUCCCCAAGCAACCCAGCAAACCCACCCAACCACCCACCUCAUCGAUACGAAAACAAGCAUUCUUCCCCUCUAGACAUUCGUGUUUCGUUGGUCAUCUCUCUCCCCUCUCUGCACUCUCUCCUUUCCCUUUUCAAUACAACACAACAUAAUAAACAAGAAGGAAACACGAUCGAUCUGAUCUUCCCAUUUUAUCGAAGGAGAAGGAGAAAGAAGAGGAGGAAGAGGAGGAGAUAGAGUAAAAGAUGGUGAUAGAGGAGGAGGAGGAGAAGGAGGAGGAGGAAGAGGAGAGUACCGAAACUUGGCGAAAAUUACCGAAGGUCAGAAUACGUAAAUCGAGGAACGAAUGGAAUGAGACUUCGUCCGACGAUCCUCGUUCGAACGAUUGGACGUCGAGCGUCUUUGAAACGUCACGUGCGACGCACGUGUCGGGUCCACGUUCCGAACGAAAAGGUGGGGAGAAAGGAAGGAAGGAAGGAAGGAAGGAAGGAAAGAAAGAAGGAAGGAAAGAAGGAAGUAAGCAAGCUAGAAGCUAGAAGCAAGAAGAAGAGAUCUCUCGUUACGAGUAACAAUAAACUCGAUCGAUUUCCAAGAAGAGAGAGUAUAUCAUCAAACAACGGCGAGUACUCCGUACGGAAAUGCAUAUAGAAGGAUGUUUGAAGAACGACGAAAAUGUUGCUGAAGCUGCUGAAACGAGUUCGAUGCAAUUCGGGAGAAAAAGAGAAAGAGAAAGAGAGAGAAAGAAAAUCGGACGGAAUGUUCUCUUGCUCUCUCUCUCUCUUUCGUUUUCUCUUUCUCUCUUUCUCUUUCUGAAUUCAUUCCGCAACGAUUGGUCGUGGCAAAGAAGGACGACAUUGCCCUCGACAAAUUUCUAAAUUUAGUCAGAGGAGACAGACGCACGCACACACGCAUACACGCAUACACGCACCAUAUCUCUUGAAUCCGGACGUAAUCGUUUCCACGGGCGAGAAGUUGACUAUAAGGUGUUUACCAGACUACGACGGCGAGACUACGUGGUACAAGGACAACGUUAUACUGCGUCAUUCAUCUACGAGGUUGCGGGUUAUGAAGCAAACGCUAAAAUUCAAAUACGUUGAAAUCGGUGACGCCGGUUUAUACGGUUGCUCAACCGAAUCUGAUAAUAAUAAAACGAUCGAAUGGAGGAACGUUACUUUACGAGUUGAGGAGGCUUUACAAAACGAUGGCUACCGCGAGGAAGAUGGCAAAAUCGGUAACGUUCUUGAAGGAUUCAGACCAAGCGAGGAAACCAACGAGCUUGAAAUCGAGGCGAGAAAUCUACCUGAAACGCGUUCGUUGCAUUUGGACAGUGAGAAAUCGGACGUUGAAUUGGACAACGAUAAAGGUGAAAACGAAAUGGCAGGGGAGCAUAACAAAACGCUUCCCGACCGUCCACCUUCGUUCAACAAAAGCGACGAGAUGCAUAGCAGUAUCGUAAAACCUGCUGGAAAUAUGUUACGACUUAAGUGUCCAAGCGUCGGUAAUCCUAGACCUAACAUUACCUGGUUAAAAAACAACGAAGAACCGAAGAGAUCUCUUGGUACCAUGAUCAAAACAAAAUGGACGCUAAGACUGGAAGACCUCGUGCCAGAUGACAGUGGAAACUAUACUUGCAUCGUGUGCAAUCAUCUCGGUUGCAUAAGUUACACGUUCAAGGUCGACAUUAUAGAGACCGUGAGGCACCGACCGAUCCUGACGCGACCCCCACGAAACACAACGGUACUCCUAGGAAGCAACGCUAGUAUGACCUGUGAGGUCCUCUCGGAUGCCCAUCGUCAUCUCGAAUGGUAUCACGGUUGUCACACAUCUUUCGAUACCGUCAACAAAACGAAUCAGACUGUCCGGGUGGAGGUCAAGGCUGGUAUAGCCGAAAAUCCGGAAGUAUUGAAGCUCUACAACGUUACCGAAAAAGACGAAGGAUGGUACACCUGUAUAGCACAAAAUACAUUAGGGGAGACAUUCAGCAGUGCCUAUCUACGAGUCGUCGAAACGUUGGAGGAGCACCGUGUACCGCUUGCAGCGAGGCCACAAAUCCUGGUUAACGUUUUGGCUGCUGUACUAUGCGUAUUCUUCGCCGUCGGUGUCGUCGUAGUGAUCUACAUAUUUCAUCGUUUGAAACGCGAGAAGAUGAAGAAGUUAUUGGCUAUAGAAACUGCACGUGCCGCAGUCGUAACCCAAUGGACGAAAAAGGUUAUCGUUGAGAAGCAGAAACUGGUUAACGCGCAGAACGUUCAGGAACCUUUAUUGAUGCCAGUAGUCAAGAUAGAAAAGCAAAAGUCUACGGUGACGACGGAGGACAGCAAUGGCGGUAGUAUAUCCGAAUACGAAUUGCCACUCGAUAGCGCCUGGGAAUUGCCGCGAGAACAAUUGACCUUGGGCAAUACGCUUGGUGAAGGUGCCUUUGGCAAGGUCAUCAGAGCGCAAACCAAUACCGGGAAACCUGGUAUUCCUAGCGUCGUUGCCGUCAAAAUGUUAAAGGAGGGUCACACGGACGCCGAAAUGAUGGAUCUUGUAUCCGAGAUGGAGAUGAUGAAGAUGAUCGGCAAACACGUUAACAUAAUUAACCUAUUGGGCGCGUGUACUCAGGGUGGUCCACUUUACGUCGUUGUCGAGUUUGCACCUCACGGUAAUCUUCGAGAUUUCCUUCGUGAUCAUCGUCCAUCCUCUUCCGGAUACGAGCCAACGAUCGGUCAAGAAGAAAAGGAACGGAAGACGCUAACGCAAAAGGACUUGGUGUCGUUUGCUUAUCAAGUUGCACGAGGAAUGGAGUACCUUGCUAGUAGAAGAUGUAUACAUAGAGACCUGGCAGCACGAAAUGUUCUCGUUAGCGACGAAUAUAUCCUCAAGAUCGCGGACUUUGGUCUUGCAAGGGACAUACACUGUCACGAUUACUAUAGAAAAACAACGGACGGUAGGUUGCCUGUUAAAUGGAUGGCACCGGAGGCUCUUUUUCAUCGGGUCUACACCACUCAGUCCGACGUAUGGUCGUACGGCAUUCUGCUGUGGGAAAUAAUGACUCUGGGUGGCACACCAUAUCCAUCCGUACCCUCGGUCGAGAAACUUUUUCAAUUGCUGAGGACGGGACACAGGAUGGAAAAGCCACCGUGUUGCUCGAUCGAAAUAUACAUGCUCAUGAGAGACUGUUGGAGCUAUCAACCAAACGAGAGACCAAUGUUCGGUGAAUUGGUCGAAGAUCUCGAUAGGAUAUUAACGAUAACGGCGAACGAGGAAUAUUUAGAUCUCGGUUUACCCCAACUGGACACGCCACCAUCCAGUCAAGAAUCGAGCGACGAUGCCGAGGACGACGAAACCGGCGAACAAUUUCCGUACCUGUUAUAAAAUCUUUUCAGUUAAGGCUGAUAUGUAAAAUCCCUAUGCACGCUAUGAAAGCUGCGAUCGUUUAUCAAGGACGAGGAGAUCUAACCUCGACUUUUGACAAAACCAAAAAGGAAAAGAAAAAAAGAAUACAAAAUAAAUAAAAAAAUAAAAUAAAAAAUAAAAUAAAAAAUGAACAAUUGCGAGAGCGUAAACGACUGAUAUAUAAAACGAGCACGCCAAAUAAUGCAAAUCAGUAUUGACCUAUAGUAGAACGUAUAACAUAUUUUCUAGACUUUAAACCGAGCCCAAGCUAAUCGAGGAAAUAUAAAUGAAAUAUGUAUGUAAUUAAGUACAUACAUCGUAAUUUCUUUCGAUGGGCGAGUCGAGAGCCGGCGGAUCAAUUUUUUUACUUGUCUUUAUUGUUUCGUGCCAUGAACGCGUGCCUUGUUGAGAGAGAGACAGAGAGAGAGAGAGAGAGAGAGAGAGAAGAAAAGAGUAAAAAAUGCAUAAAAAGAAAAAAAGUUAAAAAAGAACAAACAAAAAAAAAGAAAACGAAGGAACAAAAAUGGCUUUCGAUGGACGCCCAAAGCCGCCCGAAUCGACGAAAAUUGUACAGCGAAAGAGAAAAAGUGAGAAAAAAAAGAGAGAGAGAGAGAGAGAGUGUACGUGUGUGUGUGUGCGUGUAUGUGUAAUAAAUAGAAAGGACAUCUUGCAAGAUGACCGAACAACGUUGGGGACACUCUAGGUGCAUGAUAUUGUGUUUAUAGCUAGUCAAUUUUUUUUUUUUUCCUUAAUUUGUACGUCUUCUUUUUUUCUUUUUUUUCUUUUGUAACAUAAUAGUUGUUUUAAAUCUGUUAAAAGAGUCCGUAUCUCUUUUCGAACGUAAACUCGACGUGGAAAAACUUAUAUGCAAAUACGAACGAAGGAAAAAUAAUCGGUGAUACGUAAUGCAAGUACGUAUGUAGUUUCGUUAAAAUAAAAUUAGUGGAUAUCAAGUCGAGUCAACGGGAUAGGGGUGAGAAAGAAAGAGAGAAAAAUGCAGAAAGAGAGAGAGAGAGAGAGAGAGAGAAACUGAACGAUCUAAAGUGCAUGUAAAUAAUCGAUGCACUAAAGCUGUGUAUGUAAGUACGUAUUGUAUGUAUGUAUUUAUGUUAAGUUCAAUUUGGAUAUAAUUUAUUCCUCUUACAUUGCCGUGUUUUUCGAAAAACACAUCUUACGUAGAUACUAGUAACCCGUUUUUAUUUUAUAUCGAUCUACCCCCUCACCAACGUAAGCGCGGUUUUUAAAAGAAAUCGAAAGAAGAAAUGCAUCGAAGAAGAAGAAAAAAGAAAAAAAAAAAGAACAGAAAAAAAAUGAAAUGUAAUAAAUGAUCGCCAAAAGUGUGUGUGUAUAGCCGAAUACGUCCGCGAUUUUUUUUUUCUGUCUUUUUUUUUUUAAUUCGAGAUAUUGUAAAUAUUGUAUCGAAUCCAUUAUUUAAACGGCUUACAUCGUAAAGGAUUAGCCGAAUGGUAAUACAUAAUAGAGCAUUUACCUAAGGGAUAUAGGGACGUAAUGUAUAUUCUGUGUAAAGGAAUAAUCAUUGUAAACGUGAGUUUUCAUAUGCAAUAAAUGAAAUCUUCUUUGUCGCACGGAU